Molecule: messenger RNA, 408 nt
Organism: Ctenopharyngodon idella (grass carp)
Lineage: Eukaryota; Metazoa; Chordata; Actinopteri; Cypriniformes; Xenocyprididae
Product: protein ANKUB1-like
Exons: 4
Coding region: 1-408 (135 amino acids)
Source: RefSeq, a predicted model, not a curated record
AUGAGACCCCCAAUUCAGAAGGAAGUCAACAAGGCCAUUCUACACAUGUUCAAUGCCAUAAUGAAGGACACAUUUCCCAUAAUGGGACUUGUAACUUUACUGAGAUCCUUUGUGUCCAAACUAAAGUCAGUGGUGUCCCUGCAGCUUGGAAUUCCAGUCAGUUCCUUCAGACUGUCCACCAGAAGCAGCCUUCAUCUCUAUGACUGUAACCUGCUCAGGGACUAUGCUGUGCAAGCUAAUAAACUGCAUCUACCUUCCAGCAUGUACUGUCAAACCUCUGCAGCUGAACCAGAAUGCAGCAGCGAGAUUUCAAAACUUUACACUACUGUCAACUGUCCUUGGUGCUCUCUACCAAUGCACAUCUAUCUUCAGAACAAGACAUGGAUACACAAAGUUCAAGCAAGAUGA